Gastrolobium bilobum is the source of this 423-nucleotide messenger RNA. RefSeq lists its product as uncharacterized. NCBI's taxonomy places the organism in Eukaryota, Viridiplantae, Streptophyta, Magnoliopsida, Fabales, Fabaceae. The transcript has a single exon. The annotation marks the transcript as partial. The record is from RefSeq and is a predicted model, not a curated record.
GGAAACCACUCCAAGGAGAUUCUUGGUUAUGGUGUUAGGCAAGGAAAACUUUAUUUUCUGGAUGUAUCACACAAUAAUGGUGCUUCGGCUGUUCUUGCUGCUCAUACCUCUACGCUGGACAAAGAAAAGCAAGCAAUUUGGUUGUGGCACCGGCGCCUUGGACAUCCUUCCUUCGGUUAUCUUAAGCAUUUGUUUCCUAGUUUAUUUUCAAGUCUUUCCAUUUCUGAGUUUAAAUGCUCUGUUAGUGAAUUGGACAAGAGACAUAGAAUUCCCUUUUCCCCAAGCAUGAAUAAAAGUUCUAUCCCUUUUCAAGUUGUGCACUCUGAUGUUUGGGGUCCUGCAAAAAUUCCCUCAUUUUCUAAAUCUUAUUACUAUGUCUCUUUUAUAGACGAAUGUACGUAUGGUUUGGAUCACCUUGCUUAA